UAUCCAGCGGCCGCUUGAGAGAAGAGUGAGCACUCGACAUAGUUCGAAGAAAAAGGCUAUGCUCCCCAAAACGAUAGGUCAGAUGAAACAAAGACUGUAGUACCAGAAGGUGCAGUGCCAGCUGACAAGCAAGCUCUGGGCGGAAGUCCAUCCCAUCGACCUCGCCACGAUGGUUGUGUCCUGAAUGUCAGACGCGGCUGUUGCCUACGUCCUGGGCUCCGGAAGCAUCUCCAACGUUGAGGCAGCCAAGACGUGGAACAGUGCUGGCCUCUACAGCCUAGUGCAGAGCUUCGAUUCGCAGCGAUCUGGCAUAGACGUUGGAGCGACCUCGGCUUACACACUGCAGAGCGCUCGACUGCAUCCCCCAAUUUACUCUCACGGGCAGCCUGUCGCAAUAGCACACGGUAUUGUCGUGGCAAGCACACGGUAUCAUCGUAGCAACUGCCUUCGUAUCGGGCUUCGUAUCGGGAACGAUGGAUUCUACUGUCGCGUACAUUCGUGCAUCUGCAGGCUCUGUGGUCGAGCAUGACAAGCCUCCUGACUGGGAAGCAAAGUAUCAUGCUCCUCGCCAUCCAAAGAAUUGAGGGACGAGGAGGAAGAAUGUGAAGCGAAGACC
Molecule: messenger RNA, 616 nt
Organism: Microstroma glucosiphilum
Lineage: Eukaryota; Fungi; Basidiomycota; Exobasidiomycetes; Microstromatales; Microstromataceae
Exons: 2
Coding region: 185-529 (114 amino acids)
Source: RefSeq, a predicted model, not a curated record